CGAAUAAACGGAGUGUACCGAAAAAAUGCAAAAUGUUUAUCGAUUUCACGACGUAGCACACUGUAUUUCCGUCAAGAAUCGCAGCGUCGCACGACCGAAGUCGCAAUCGUACGAGUGUAUAAUAUUGUUAUUAUUGUUAUGAACGCGAUGUAAAUUAAAUGUAAACGUUGCCUGCUUUACAAACGGCGGCCGACUCCGACGUACCGGGUAAAAAGACGACGAUCGAUGGUUGUACCGUCACCUUUUCGUUAGGUACCAUUAUUUUGUUACCCGUCGUUUGGAUCGCGACGCUACGUGACGUCCGCUCGCCACCCCGCGGUGCGACCCGAAGUUGUCACCACCGUCACACAAUAUCGUUCCUAUUUUCACCCGGUCGACGCGACGCGUCGUCGAACGCCGUUCGCUCCGUAUUUCUCCUGUUCGUCGAGUACCAAACGGUUCAUUUAUUGCCUUUGUUAUAUGAAUUGUUUCAACGUUGAACGUUCGCCGUCGGUAAUAAAUUCUGUUCGACGCCUCUACGUGCAGUUUAUUACCUCGACGUCCGCGUCAUCGGGUCACCGAGGUCUUCAUACAAGACUACUACUCCAAAGUGUCUACGAUUACAAACUGAUGGACCAACCCAAUAUGAAUUUCAACCCAUAUGUUCAUCUCACACGUCUAACCAAAGAGGAAAUAAAAAAAUAUACUCUCAAAAAUCAUAAAAAGAAGAAUACUUAUAAGGAAGAUGCUAGUACUGAGAACUCAGGAGAUGCAAUACAACAUACUCAAAUUCAGAUUAAAGAUGAAGUUGAAGAUCCUGAUGUAAUUGAAAUAAAAACUGAGCCAGAGGACCAAAUCAUAGAUAUAACUCAGGGCACUACAUUUUCAAACUACGUAGAAAAAGAUAACGGAAAUAAAAAUAUUUGCAAAAUAUGUAAUGCAACUUUUGAUAAUUUUGAAGAAACUAUAGUGCAUAAAUAUUUAACACAUAGAAGUAAACUUUACAUAUGUAAAGUUUGCAAUUUACAAUUUGUUCUUGAAAUGCAUUUGUAUUUACAUCAGGCCGAACAUUAUAAUAAUCCAUGCAUGAGAAAUUCAUCCGAAAAUCCUUCAGAAAUUCAGUCGUACAUAUGUAGAGUUUGCAAUGUACAAUUUAUUCUUGGUGUGCAUUUCUAUGUACAUCUGGCUGAACAUAAUCAUAAUCCAUGCAUGAGAAAUUCAUCUGGAAAUCCAUCAGAAAUUCAGUCUUCAUCUAAAAGUAAUUUAACUAUAAAUCCAAGUAGAAAUUACAAGAACUCUAAAUCAACAUCAGAAUUGGCAAAAAAAUCCUGCAAUACUAAUACUUCAGUAAAUUUAAAACAAAAUGUAACCAACAUGAUAACCCAAAGCAAAAUAAUUUCAAGUAUCAAACUGGAUUUAGACAAGAAGAGUAAUAUUGGAAAUGUAAAUUCUCAAAGAUAUGUUUCUCCAAAUAUCCCAAAUUUUAACAGAAAUCAUAAGUGUAAAGAUUGCGAUAAACAUUUCACUACACACAGAAAAUUAAAUAUCCAUCAAAAGGAACACGAACAUCAAAUGAUAUGUAAUAAGUGUCAUAAAAAAUUUGUGUCAAAGAGAAACUUUGAAAAACACUUACUAUCACACACAAAUGUUGUAAUGUCUAAUGGUGAUUCUGUUUCUGGAAAAAAAAUAAUCAAGCGCACAAGUGUCAAAAAAAAAAAACAGAAUAUUUUGCCAAAUAAAUAUUCAAGAAAAGUUAAAUGCAAUUGGUGUCCUAAAACUAUAACAAGAUGCAACAUGCUUCGUCAUAUUAAAAAUGUGCAUCAUCAUCCCAAUCCUAUAAACUGUAUAUACUGUUCAAUGGCAUUUAAGGAUAGGGCCUCAUUGAGAUUGCAUAAGUCUAGAAUUCAUUAAAUUUAAGUUAAACACCUGAUUUGUAUGCAUUUCAAUUUUAAUUAAUAUAAUUUGAUCAUUUUAAAAAUGUAACGUGUGGUUAGUAAAGUCAUAGUUGGGUUCCUUGGUUAAAGCUGAAUAUACAAUAGUCAGAGUUAUCAGACCAAUUUAGAUUAUUAUAUAAAUAAUUGUAAUUUUUUUUAUUGUGUAAUAUUUAAUUUUUAUAAUUUUUUUUAACUAAAAACAAAAUACUGUAUCAAAAGUAAGUAGCUUAUUUAUGAUUUGAAAAUUAAAAUAAUUGUUUUAGAUCAAAGUUGAGAUGUUUAAAAUAAACAAUUUGAGU
Molecule: messenger RNA, 2212 nt
Organism: Acyrthosiphon pisum (pea aphid)
Lineage: Eukaryota; Metazoa; Arthropoda; Insecta; Hemiptera; Aphididae
Product: zinc finger protein 62-like
Exons: 4
Coding region: 460-1890 (476 amino acids)
Biological process (GO): regulation of transcription by RNA polymerase II
Cellular component (GO): nucleus
Molecular function (GO): DNA-binding transcription factor activity, RNA polymerase II-specific
Source: RefSeq, a predicted model, not a curated record